AUGGCUGAUGUUGAUGAGUACCGUUGCUUCAUCGGGAAUCUGUCCUGGUCGACAACUGAUGAAAGCCUCAAGGAUGCGUUCAGAAAAUUCGGCAACCUCACUGAGGCAAAGGUGGUUCUUGACAAAUUUUCUGGCCGUUCUCGUGGUUUCGGCUUUGUAACUUUUGAUGAGAAGCAAGCCAUGGAGGAUGCUAUUGAGGGAAUGAAUGGACUGGACUUGGACGGGAGGAACAUCACUGUUGAUAAAGCUCAGCCACAAGGACCUGGUAGAGACCGUAAUGGUGACCGUGAUUAUGACCGUGAGCGUGGAUCUCGUUAUGAUCGUGGUCGUGACUAUGGUGGUGGGCGUGCACCGCGAGGUGGUGGUGGUGGUGGUGGUGGUGGGGACUGCUUCAAGUGUGGGAAACCUGGUCAUUUUGCUAGAGAGUGCCCAUCUGGGGAUGGUGGGAGAGGGGACAGAUAUGGUGGCAGAGAUGACAGGUAUGGUGGUGGUGGUGGUGGUGGUGGUGGCGGGCGUUAUGGAUCUGACCGUGGUGGUGACCGAUACUCUGGCCGUAGCCGAGAUGGUGGCAGCUAUGGGGGCGACCGCUACAGCCGUGACCGAUCAGGUCCUUACUGA
Miscanthus lutarioriparius is the source of this 618-nucleotide messenger RNA. The record is from the annotation of a GenBank genome assembly. NCBI's taxonomy places the organism in Eukaryota, Viridiplantae, Streptophyta, Magnoliopsida, Poales, Poaceae.